AUGAAAUUGUUAGGGGUGUGGGUUCCACCGUUUAAUGAGAAAACACUCCACAAAUGGUACAGAAUUUUUAUGAUGAUGCUACAAUAUUUAUUUUUAAUAUUUCAAUUUAUUUACAUUAUCCAAGUGUGGGGUGAACUUGAAGCAGUAUCUCAGGCAUCUUAUUUGCUUUUUACCCAAGCUUGUCUAUGCCUGAAAGUGACUGUGUUCCAACUGAAUGUGUCUAUGGUUAGAAAUUUAUUGGAAAGAAUGAACGGAGAUGUUUUCAAACCGUUCUGUGAAGAACAUGAAAGGAUCCUAAAAUGGCACGCUGUUCGUAUCAAAAGGUUGCUGUUGGCUUUUAUGAUAAGUUCCCAGACGACGUGCGGCCUGUGGGCUCUCAAACCCUUGUUCGAUGACGCAGGAAGCCGAAAAUUUCCCUUCGACAUGUGGAUGCCAGUAACACCGGAACAUUCACUCCAGUACGUACUGGGCUAUGCCUUUCAACUGGUAACGAUAUGCAUGAGUGCCUACAUGUACUUUGGUGUUGACAGCGUUGCAUUAUCUAUGGUCAUUUUUGGUUGCGCACAGAUUGACAUAAUCAAAGACAAAGUUUUGAGCAUAAAUUCACUUAAAAAGACAGACGAUGGCAUUAAUAACCGUAAUUCAGAGAAUAAUUAUAAUAAACUAAUAGAAUGCAUAAAACAACAUCAAAGUGUGGUAUCAUUUACAAGACUCGUUGAAGACGCUUUCCAUACGUUCCUGUUCUUUCAAUUGAUUGGCAGCGUUGGUCUUAUCUGCAUGUCCGCUUUACGUAUCUUAGUGGUGGACUGGAGAAGUUUACAGUUCGCAUCUAUAGUGACGUAUUUGUCCGUCAUGAUCAGUCAACUAUUCGUUAGCUGUUGGUGUGGACACGAACUUACUGCCACAAGUGAAGAUUUCCAUACAACUCUAUAUAAAUGCGCAUGGUACGAACAGGAUGUCAAGUUUAAGCGAGCUCUGUACUUUGUUAUGAUGCGUAUGGGCAGACCAAUGGUAUUGAAAGCGGGACAUUACGUACCAUUAUCGAGACAGACAUUUGUUUCUAUUCUACGAAUGUCAUAUUCUUAUUUUGCUGUAUUAAAUCAGAGGAAAUAAAUAAUAUUCUGC
Messenger RNA from Papilio polytes (common Mormon), 1125 nucleotides. It is a transcript of the gene Or-16, whose product is annotated as odorant receptor Or1-like. The transcript has 8 exons. Gene Ontology annotation, cellular component: plasma membrane. Gene Ontology annotation, biological process: detection of chemical stimulus involved in sensory perception of smell; sensory perception of smell. The record is from RefSeq and is a predicted model, not a curated record. Lineage: Eukaryota; Metazoa; Arthropoda; Insecta; Lepidoptera; Papilionidae. Gene Ontology annotation, molecular function: olfactory receptor activity; odorant binding. The coding region runs from base 1 to 1113 and encodes 370 amino acids.